Molecule: messenger RNA, 2587 nt
Organism: Blepharisma stoltei
Lineage: Eukaryota; Ciliophora; Heterotrichea; Heterotrichida; Blepharismidae
Source: the annotation of a GenBank genome assembly
AUGACAAAUUUGCCAGAGGACCCAAGAUAUAUAGAUGAUGAAAAUUAUAUAUACCUUGAUAAAGACGGCAAUGCCCAAAAAAUGAUUGAGGUCACUGUACAUUGAAAUCCUGUGCCUAAGCAAGUCAUUUUAGUCACUGUUAGCAAAAAGUAUUUAAUAUUUAGUGAUUCUCUCUCAUAUCUUUGUUUCCGCAUUGGAGAAGCAAUGGAAAAGUACUCCACCUUCUCAGGAUUAACAAAUUUAAGGGCUAUAAACCUGACAAACAACCAAGUUCUUUUACCUAACUCCUUUCUUUGUGAGCUUAUAUUAUUUAAAAUUUAGGUUAUUUUGAUAAAUCUAUCAAUUAAUAAUAAUAAUAAUAAUAAUAAUAAUAAUAAUAAUAAUAAUAAUAAUAAUAAUAAUAAUAAUAAUAAUAAUAAUAAUAAUAAUAAUAAUAAUAAUAAUAAUAAUAAUAAUAAUAAUAAUAAUAAUAAUAAUAAUAAUAAUAAUAAUAAUAAUAAUAAUAAUAAUAAUAAUAAUAAUAAUAAUAAUAAUAAUAAUAAUAAUAAUAAUAAUAAUAAUAAUAAUAAUAAUAAUAAUAAUAAUAAUAAUAAUAAUAAUAAUAUAAUAAUAAUAAUAAUAAUAUAAUAAUAAUAAUAAUAAUAAUAAUAAUAAUAAUAAUAAUAAUAAUAAUAAUAAAUAAUAAUAAUAAUAAUAAUAAUAAUAAUAAUAAUAAUAAUAAUAAUAAUAAUAAUAAUAAUAAUAAUAAUAAUAAUAAUAAUAAUAAUAAUAAUAAUAAUAAUAAUAAUAAUAAUAAUAAUAAUAAUAAUAAUAAUAAUAAUAAUAAUAAUAAUAAUAAUAAUAAUAAUAAUAAUAAUAAUAUAAUAAUAAUAAUAAUAAUAAUAAUAAUAAUAAUAAUAAUAAUAAUAAUAAUAAUAAUAAUAAUAAUAAUAAUAAUAAUAAUAAUAAUAAUAAUAAUAAUAAUAAUAAUAAUAAUAAUAAUAAUAAUAAUAAUAAUAAUAAUAAUAAUAAUAAUAAUAAUAAUAAUAAUAAUAAUAAUAAUAAUAAUAAUAAUAAUAAUAAUAAUAAUAAUAAUAAUUAAGCGAUAUGUGUUUAAGGUCCCUACUUCCAUGCGUGGCAUUCCUCCGCGCUCCUUAAGGAGCCGUGCCGGCACGAGCGAAAAGGAUGGACUUCCAUCACUGGUUCUCUGAGCCCAGGCCGGAACCCCUGGUUUCUCGGUAGUGGUUCCCUAUUGGGUCGUCGCCGACCGUCGCCGGGCACCACCAUUUCCAACUCAGCCUUCCGCCCCGAAUUUACGCCAGUCUUUGCCUCCGGUUGGCCAGAUCGCCCCGUUUGGGGCCCUUUUACCUGGAGAGACCGCCUUCUUGGUCGUCUAAUCUGCCUCCCCUUUUCCCAGCUUAUCCGCUUGAGAAAAUCCUCAAUCGCUUCCGCGAUUCGGGGCAAACCACAGUAGCAGCUUGAGCAGGUAAGUCGCCCUGCUCCAUUUCGGGCACCCACUGGCUUGGGCGCUGCUGGAAAAAGAAGAUGCUCCUAACUGCCCUAGGAUCUGGACACGAUCAGCGGGUCUGUGUUUGUCCCCGGUCGCCACCAGGGUCCAGAUAUUGCUGGGCUAAGUCGCUUCUUCAGAAAACCCAUGCCCGGAUAUACACGGGUUACCGUCACUGAGAGGACAGGUCGGUCGCCAUACGCCAUUUUAUGUAUAUUAUAAAUCUAUCAAUUAAAGUAAUUUUUUCCUUCAAAAUAUUUUAUAUUAUAUUUAAUUUAAUUAGUUAAAAGACUUAAUUCUCUAUUCAUAAUUUGAAAAAUAAUAUCUUUACGCCUAUAUUUUCUUUAUUUUUUAAAUAAUUCAAAAUGAAUAUUAUAUUUUUAAUUAUUAAAACGUUUAAAAAAAAUUAUUAAUAAAAAUAUAACGAGCAGGCUUACUAUAAGAAAGCUAGAGAUUAAGGUAAUUUCCAGUCAGAUUGGAACAAUAGGAGACUAUAUAAAAACAGGCGAUCACUUGACUUGUGAUAUCGCUUCAAACGAUAUUUGGAUUGAUGUCCAAGUGGAAUGCAGCCUAAUUCAACUAGUGAUUUCAUUUGAAAUCAAAGUUUCUUUUACCAUUCCAAACGAAACGUUACAAUACUCGCUCGUGGAAAUUGUCAACAAGGUUCUUAAUACAAGAAGUGUCCCUUUUCAGUAUGAAGAGUCAGAUAUCCAGCUGAAAAAAGUGCUUAUAGAGCAGCAGCAAACUGAAGGAUCUCAAGAUUAUAAGAAAAAUGCAGCUGGACCUAACAUUAAUAGGAAACUGGCUGUGGAUCUACGUAAAGGUCAACAAGUGGGGGAUGAACUGGAUUAUUUAAAUAGAUACGUAAUUUGCUCAUUGGAAAAGAGAAAAAAAAGCGAAUUUGACCUGAGCCAAGCUGCAAAUAGCUCGCAUAGUUAUACAGUCAAUGAUACAUUUAAUGAUUUAACGUGCACUUUUCCAAUCCGGUCGCUGAAGGUUGAGCCAAAGGUGUAUAGUAACCCUUAUGAGAUGAAGUCUCAUAAUAAAAUCCAAAAUGAAUCAAUGAGUCGACAGAAAAUGUGCCAUUGCGAUUGCUUUUAG